AUGAAUCCGCCAGCUUCAUUCUCUUCACUUCCACCAGAGCUGGUCUCCAAGAUCUGCAGCGACCCUGGUCUUUCAAAGAAAGAUCUCGUCGCUCUUCGUCUCACCAGCAAAAGUCAACACAUCCACGUAUCUGCCACGAGGGCUUUCGGCAAACGCUACUUCACCAAAGUUCCGAUCCUCUUCACCAAGUACAGCCUGGAAACUUUCGCCAAGAUUUGUCAACACUCGAUCUUCAGUGCUUGCAUUCGCACAGUUGAGCUCUCGUGUGCUCGUACUGGUUCAAGGACUUUCAAUUAUACGCUCAGGGACCUAACGCAUAGACGACUGAGCCGCAAUGAGAUUCUGCAGCGGGCACAACUUCUUGCUGAAAGAUGCGACAACGAAGAGAAGCUUGACGUCGAGGAUGCUCGAGCUAAAUUCGUGCAAGCAUUUGCGCAGCUUGCAAAGUCUGAUCACAGUAUUGCUCUUGCUGUUUCAAGUAACGAGUUCAUGUCAAUUGGUGAGAGCAAAGUCUACGAAGCAAGCACGGCAUCAGACCGUUGGUACGCAGACAUCCCUUCCGCUGUAUGGCUCCUGCUCUUUUCCGCAAUGAACACUGGUUGCAAGGUACACAAACUCGAGAUCUACACUUUUGCACAACGUUACAUCAAUACCAUCACCAACGAGCAUUAUCCUCUAUCUGAGCUUUUGCGUUCGAUCCCCGAGCUCGAUCUCGACUUGACGCUGGUAGCCGCUAGGUCUACCGUUCCUCCUGGUGCCCUCCAAGUGUUGAAUGACCUACUAUCGUGGAGCACCAACGUGAAGAUCUUGCACGUCAGGCUGAGUCUGAACAACACCAAAUACGACGACUUUGAGAGCUUCAGCAAGUUGAUCUCGGCCUUGCCUUUCGAAGAGCUUGACAUGAAAUGCGUGCAAAUGCUUCACGAUGUUCUGAUCAGUCUGAUGAAAGGAUUGGGUCGAACAUUGCGUCGUCUGACAAUGAGCGAGUGUUUCAUUACCGGUUCCUGGGACUCAGUCCUACUUCAUAUCCAGCAGCAUCAGCACGGCUUACAGUUUCUCCAUAUCAGCAGGUGCAACGGACCAUGGAAGAAGGUCACGAAAACGUACGAGGGAAAUGCAGAUAUUCGCUCGGGAGUUGCAGAGCUGCUCCAAGCAAGGCAGCUCGUAUACAACCUCGACGAUGACGAUGAUUCAGAUACGGAUGAUCUUAUAGUAUUGGACUGA
Molecule: messenger RNA, 1224 nt
Organism: Aureobasidium musti
Lineage: Eukaryota; Fungi; Ascomycota; Dothideomycetes; Dothideales; Saccotheciaceae
Source: the annotation of a GenBank genome assembly